Rotaria sordida is the source of this 450-nucleotide messenger RNA. The record is from the annotation of a GenBank genome assembly. NCBI's taxonomy places the organism in Eukaryota, Metazoa, Rotifera, Eurotatoria, Philodinida, Philodinidae.
AUGAGAACAUCUAAACAUAAAAAAAUAAAUAAUCUAUCAGAUGAAGAAUUAGCUGCAUUAAAAUCAUUAAAAUCGAAUAAUAAUAUAGUCAUAUGUAAGGCAGAUAAAGGAGAACAAUUUGAGCAAUUAAAUAGUGAUAAGUUUCAUCUUGAACGAGAAGAAGAAUUAAAUAAAUAUAUUUUAUCAUUGUAUAAUGAUAAUGUAAUAGAUACUAAACUUCGUCAUCAAUUAAAAUCAAAAUGUUCCUCUAUUUCAGUCUUUUAUGGACUUCCUAAAGCACAUAAAACAGGAUAUCCUCUACGACCAAUAAUAUCAACUAUAGGAAGUUAUCAAUAUCAACUAUCGAAAUACUUAGCUAAAGCUAUUAGGGAUGCUCGUCUACAGGCUCCAUCAUAUGUCAAAGAUUCAUUUGAGUUCGUAAAAAAGAUCAAAGAAAUAGUACUCGAGUAA